AUGAAUGCGUUUGGUCUGAUAUUACGUUCCUGCUGUUCAUUGUUCUGUCAAGGGACCCGUGCACCCAUAGGAUCCUACUUUGUUGAUGCCAUGUUACGGAUCGAUGAGGAGAUGCUUCGUAUUCUGCGUUCCUUUACCGGUUGUUUUCAUUCAUGCGAUAAAACUUAUCAUUACGUGUUAUUUCUGUUUAUGUCACGCAUUGAUCUGAUCAUGAGCAACUCGCAUUUUAAUGCGCAUGAGCAUUGUUCACAAACGUGCCAUAAAAAGAGGCAUAGCUCUGUGAGGGGCACAAGUACUGUUUUUGAUUGCCUGUCCUUUCAAACACGGCCUUUGUUACGUACACGGUUACCAAACGGUUAUUAA
This is a messenger RNA of Vavraia culicis subsp. floridensis, 363 nucleotides long. RefSeq lists its product as uncharacterized. Bases 1 to 363 code for a protein of 120 amino acids. The record is from RefSeq and is a predicted model, not a curated record. NCBI's taxonomy places the organism in Eukaryota, Fungi, Microsporidia, Pleistophoridae. The transcript has a single exon.